GCCGGGACUAUGUGGACAGUUCUUGAGAAAUGUUAACACGGAGCCAAACGCAGUUGAUGCACCAACAUACCAUCAGUGGGAAACAGUCUUGGACUCCUCUCUUAGACUGCUUCCUCAUCACCAUGGGGCUGUUUGCUGUGAGCAUCAUUCUGUCCUGCGCGAGUGCAAGCGCAGAAAGCGAAGGUGGCUACGAGCAUGGGAGGCUUCACUUGCCUUUCGUGGGGCAUACAACCUUCGGCAAGUAUCCGCCCUUGAGUGAUUGGACGGAGCUCCAACGAGUCCGUGAGCGCCCGGACUUCGCCGUGCUGGGAGUGCCCAACGACAUGGGCACUCAAUUUCGCAGCGGCGCACAGAUGGGACCCCGAGGCAUCCGGGAGGCGUCCACCUUGUACCAGUUCGGACACAAGGAGGUCUUUGAUGCCGACACGGGAGAGACCUACAGUUAUGGCUCCGUGCUGGACGUUGGAGAUGUAGACAUCGUCCAUACCGAUCAGGCAACCUCGUUGAAUCGCACUCAGGAGGCAGUCGAAGCCAUUUUGUCUGCCAAUGUCACACCCAUCAUCCUCGGCGGCGAUCACGCGAUCACUGCGCCUGUUUGUGCAGCCUUGCAGGUGCUGCAAAGACCUGUGGUCACGGAAGCGAAGGAGGGAAAGCCGGUGACCACGUUCUUGGUGCAGAUCGACGCGCACUUGGAUUUCGUGGACCAGCGUCAUGGCGUGCGCUUUGGCCAUGGCAACUCCAUGCGGCGAUGCUUGGAGCUGCCACACAUUGAUUCAAUGCUUCAACUGGGCAUCCGUGGUGUGAGCUCCACAGCCAAGAGCGGCUUCCAAGAUGCUGCUGCCAUGGGCUCCACCGUGCUCAGUGUGCGCAAGGUCCGUGAGCUGGGCGUUGCGGCGGUGGCGGAGAAGGUGCCCUUGGGGGCGAUGGUGUACUUCAGCAUCGACAUCGAUGGCCUUGAUCCCUCCAUCGCGCCAGGCACAGGAACACCAAGUCACGGAGGAUUCCUUUACUAUGAAGUCAAGGACUUGCUGCGAAGUAUUAUCCGGCGGGGAGAGCUAGUCGGAUUGGACCUUGUAGAGGUUGCGCCUCCAUAUGAUCCUGCUGGUGUGACCACCACCUUGGCUGCCCGCCUCCUGUUGGAUGCCAUGGGCUUUGCAAAAGCCGCGAAUGCUGGGAAGAACACUGGCCAUGCGGGGCAACCGCCGGCUCGCGGGGAGCUGUGAGAAAAAGAACCAGAUCAAUUUGAGCCAACUGCAGCACUGAUCAUACAGAACAAGGAUGAGUUG
Durusdinium trenchii is the source of this 1286-nucleotide messenger RNA. The record is from the annotation of a GenBank genome assembly. NCBI's taxonomy places the organism in Eukaryota, Dinophyceae, Suessiales, Symbiodiniaceae.